This is a messenger RNA of Amblyraja radiata (thorny skate), 510 nucleotides long. RefSeq names its product heat shock protein 30-like. The coding region runs from base 1 to 510 and encodes 169 amino acids. Gene Ontology annotation, biological process: response to heat; protein refolding. Lineage: Eukaryota; Metazoa; Chordata; Chondrichthyes; Rajiformes; Rajidae. Gene Ontology annotation, cellular component: nucleus; cytoplasm. The transcript has a single exon. The record is from RefSeq and is a predicted model, not a curated record.
AUGGAGCGAGUUGUCGAGGAGCUGGCGAGAGAGUUCAGGGGGGAAAGAACAAGGAAUGAGAAGCAGAGAGUCGAUGCCGGUGGAGAGGUUCACGGGGAGACGGUGGACGAGGGUGGAGAUGGUUUUUCUCUGUCCCUGGAUGUGCCGCGAUUCUCCCCUGAAGAACUGAAGGUGAAAGUACUUGGAAGGAAAGUGCUGGUGACGGGAAAACACGAGAAGAAGAGCGAGGACGGCAGCGGCUCUUACAGCUACAAAUACGAAGAGUUCAGGAGGGAGUUCCAGCUGCCAGAUGACGUCGAUGCUGAAGCUCUGAACUGCUGUUUGUCCCAGGACGGUCGGUUAAAGGUUCGAGCCCCACGCCUGGCGCUGCCGGCUGCGGAUGAGCGAGGCGUCCCCAUCAACGUCGCCUCUGAUACAACAACCGGUCCGCGUUUAAAUCCCGGUGGAGAGGCGCAGGAGCAAGAGAGUGGGAACGCUGUGGGGAACAAGUCAUCGGCUGUUCAACAAUGA